This is a messenger RNA of Malurus melanocephalus (red-backed fairy wren), 475 nucleotides long. RefSeq names its product VPS28 subunit of ESCRT-I (gene VPS28). The coding region runs from base 1 to 468 and encodes 155 amino acids. The record is from RefSeq and is a predicted model, not a curated record. Lineage: Eukaryota; Metazoa; Chordata; Aves; Passeriformes; Maluridae. The transcript has 5 exons.
AUGGCGGCCUUGUUCGUCUCUACCGCCGCUGUGGCGUUGCUUGGCAACGGCGAGAUUGAUGGCACGGAGCCAAUGGUUGAGGCGUUGCCUGGCAACCGUUUUGAUGGACAGGUCCAAGAGCCAAUCAGUGAGGAGAAUAAAGAGAGGCGGAACGGAAGAGCCAAUCGGCUGCGAGUGCGCAACCGGGCGGGGCGAGACGGAAGAAAGGGAUUGUGGGAUAGAGGGGGUGUACGGAAAGAGGCGGAAGCGCCGCGGAGCCGCCGGGACCGGGACGAGGAGCGGGAUCAAAACCCGGAUCGGGAUCAAAACCGGGAUCGGGAUUACGGAGCGGGGCCCGGAGCCCUCCAGCCUCAGCCCGGGAUGUUCCACGGGAUCGCGGGCCCGGCCGGGAUGGGCGCCCCUGGGAACAAACCGGAGCUCUACGAGGAGGUGAAGCUCUACAAGAACGCCCGGGAACGGGAGAAGUGAGUGCGGG